GUUUCGCCUUCAACAAAGAUGGUGCUCAUGGUACAAGUUUCCUAACAGUCUGGAUUCCGGUUGCAGUUUUUAACCCCCCCCUCCCCAAGAUACGUGUUUGCAGACGGAGAAAUGGACUCCAGAGACAAGCAAGUGCUUCGCUCACUUCGCCUGGAGCUGGGUGCAGAGGUAUUGGUGGAGGGUCUGGUUCUUCAGUACCUUUACCAGGAAGGAAUCUUGACUGAAAACCACGUUCAAGAAAUCAAAGCUCAAGCCACAGGGCUCCGGAAAACAAUGCUGCUGCUAGAUAUCCUGCCUUCCAGGGGUCCCAAAGCAUUUGACACAUUCCUAGAUUCCCUGCAGGAAUUUCCCUGGGUAAGAGAGAAGCUGGAGAAGGCAAGAGAAGAAGUCGUAGUGGAGCUGCCUGCAGGUGACCGGAUCACUGGGCUCCCUCCACACGUCCUCAACAGCUGCCCAUCGGACAAGCAGCUCAACCAGCUGGCCCAGAGGCUGGGCCCCGAGUGGGAGCCCGUGGUGCUGUCCCUGGGACUGUCCCAGGCGGAUAUCUACCGCUGUAAGGCCAACCAUCCCCACAACAUGCAUUCGCAGGUGGUGGAGGCCUUGGUCCGCUGGCGGCAGCGCUUCGGGAAGCAGGCCACCUUCCAGAGCCUGCACGGAGGCCUGCGGGCCAUGGAGGUGGACCCCUCGGUGCUCCUGCAGGUGCUGGAGUGAUGGGGCCUCCGCCAGCCCGCUGAGCAGUGGCCAGGGUCACCUGGCCGAGUCCCAGCUUCCACUCAGAGCAGGUAGUUUUUUGUUUAGAUUAGUUUUGCUUUUUUUUUUCUUUUUGACGAUCCUCAGAUGGAAGGAGAGAACAAGGUUUCCACUUAACAUGUCUUAAGAGGCCAGAUGACUCAGCGGAUCUCCUACAUUGUCUCCACAAUGUGCUGUCUUUAAUUGUUUGAAGAUUGUGUUGCUGUAAUUGUGCAGUUUUUAAUUGUGUGCUUGUCUUUUAAUAGAGCAGUAUAUCAUAAUAUUCAAAAAAAGGCCACGUUAUCACGUCAUGGGCAGGUAUUCUAUAUAUAAAGCAUCCACUUUUACAUUGCCUGGAAACAGACUGUGGACUUUGCUAUUCAUAAUGACGAUGAAAAUAAAAAGUGAAUUACUAUAUAUAAUG
Otolemur garnettii (small-eared galago) is the source of this 1153-nucleotide messenger RNA. RefSeq names its product CASP2 and RIPK1 domain containing adaptor with death domain (gene CRADD). Gene Ontology annotation, biological process: signal transduction; regulation of apoptotic process. NCBI's taxonomy places the organism in Eukaryota, Metazoa, Chordata, Mammalia, Primates, Galagidae. Gene Ontology annotation, molecular function: protease binding; death domain binding. The transcript is spliced from 3 exons. The record is from RefSeq and is a predicted model, not a curated record. The coding region runs from base 112 to 711 and encodes 199 amino acids.